AUGGAUCCACCACCUCUGCCACCCCUCCCCACCACCCCCACCAGCACCCCCAUCCCCGCUGCUACCACCACCGCCGUCCCUGCUGCCACUGCUAUCCAUCUCAAUUAUCCUGACUCCAUUGACUCCUCUCCUCGCUCCCGCAAUAAUGACACUUAUGAUGACCCUCUGCCGCCAGUCCCUGGUGCCAAGCUCCGCCUGAUGUGCAGUUACGGCGGCCACAUUAUCCCCCGUCCCCACGACAAAUCUCUCUGCUAUGUAGGUGGAGAUACGCGCCUGGUGGUGGUCGACCGCCACUCGUCACUUUCUUCUCUUUGCACCCGCCUCUCUCGUUCUCUUCUCCAUGGCCGAAGCUUCACGAUGAAAUACCAGCUUCCUAAUGAAGAUCUUGACUCUCUUGUAUCCAUCACAACUGAAGAGGAUCUCGAGAACAUGAUCGAAGAAUAUGACCGGUUAACAUCAACUUCAACUUCUGUAUCUUCUACACGGAUUCGUCUGUUUCUUUUCUUUAACAAGCCUGAAACUGCAGCCUCCAUGGGAUCACUUCUUGAUGAUGCCAAAUCUGAAACUUGGUUUGUUGACGCUCUCAAUGGCUCCGGGCUACUUCCUAGAGGGCUCUCUGAUACCACCAUGGAUUGCUUACUAAAUCUUGAUAACGAUAACGACUUGGAGGCUCCACCUGAGGCCGAUCACAACAGGGAGGUGAAAAAUGUGGCGCAUGAAGUGCAUUAUUCUAUGCCAGAUUCGCCUAUUGUAGAAACUAGUUCGUCUUUUGGCUCGUCUUCUUCAAGUCCUUCAAUGUCAAAUUUGCCACCGAUUCGUGUUCGUGUUGAGGAUCAGAAGAAUGGGAUGGAAGAGAAAUUUGCUCAGAUGAGUUUUGCUCAUAGUGGUUUGCAGAGGCAGGAUGAUGGAUUAGUUGUUCACUCAGGUAUUCCACCUCCAAUUCCAGUGAGUUUGGGUAGUUCCGGGGCUCUGACUUCACUUAAUCAUACAGUUGCGUCUAAUGAAAAUUCAAGUAGGAUUUUAUCUGAUGAUGAGAGAUCGGAUCAUGGUAAUCCUGUCCGGUUAAGGAAACCUCCAUUGCCAUUGCAGCCAGUUCAACACAAAGCCGGUACAGCUUACAAUUUGCCUUCCCCUGACUCUGUUGCAAGUGACAGCAGCAUUGCAUCUGCAAGUUCUCUUUCUAAGCCCAUGUAUUAUCAAGACCAAGUUGUUGCUACACACAGGGAGAGCAGAGGUCCCACGAGCCCAAAUACAAGUAGUGAAAUCCCAAUUCCAAGCUCACAAAUUCAAGAUCAGACUUAUGUUUUGCCUCCACAAUCAGAUCAACAACAACAACAAACACAUCAACAACAACAACAACAACAACAAUUUGCACACGCGAGCAUGCACUAUAUUCCCCAUCCUGCAACCAAUCCGGUGCCAAUUUCAUCUUACUAUCAUCAAGUGUAUGCACCACCACCGCAACAACUUCACCACCCAACUGAUCCACAAUACCCGGUUUAUGUAAUGCCAGUUACUCAAAACCAACCAUUCAUGUCAAUGCAAUCUAAUCUAGUUGACACUAGUACUGUUGUGGCCUCAAGCCGCCCACUGACGCCUCCAACUCCGACGGUAGUUGCAGCCUCUGCAGCAUACAAAGACUCAAUUCCACCGAUUUACCCCACAAAAACAGCUACUCAAGCUAAACCUGAAAUGCCUGCAAGUGUAUACAGAACGGCUGUGACUUCAACUCCUGCGUUAGUCCAAAUUCCUGCUAAUCAAUUUCAACAACAGUAUGUUGGUUACUCUCAAUUGCAACAUCCUUCUCAGUCUAUUGCGGUUGCUUCUGGUGCUGCUGCUAAUUAUGGUUAUGAGUAUGCUAAUCCUGCUCAUGAACAAGUUUACUAUGCAUCACAUCAAGCUGCCCCGUUGCCUUCUCAGUACCAAAGCAUGAGCCCAGCUGCAGCAGUUGCGGCAUUAGCCGAUGCCUCAAAACAGAUGCCUGCAGAUGGCACUAUGCAGCAGAUCAGAACCUCACAGGCGCUAUGA
Molecule: messenger RNA, 2028 nt
Organism: Pistacia vera
Lineage: Eukaryota; Viridiplantae; Streptophyta; Magnoliopsida; Sapindales; Anacardiaceae
Product: nuclear factor of activated T-cells 5-like
Exons: 2
Coding region: 1-2028 (675 amino acids)
Molecular function (GO): protein binding
Source: RefSeq, a predicted model, not a curated record